Molecule: messenger RNA, 537 nt
Organism: Musca domestica (house fly)
Lineage: Eukaryota; Metazoa; Arthropoda; Insecta; Diptera; Muscidae
Product: ligand of Numb protein X 2
Exons: 1
Coding region: 82-480 (132 amino acids)
Source: RefSeq, a predicted model, not a curated record
AUAAGUUUUUCCAAUCAAAUUGCCUUCCUUUCAAAAAUUUUCCGGUAGUUUUUUUGUUUUCCAUUCAUAUUUCUUUCCAACAUGAAUAACCAAAAGUCGCCUCAUCGUCUUCCGAACAUAAUUGAUUUAACAAAUAGUGUUGAAACUCCAACAACAUCCCCAGUAAACAAAAACAAAAACGAAGCCGAUGACGAUGUAAUUUUGGUAUCCACUACCCUGCCGGCACCGCAACCCAUCAAAUUCUGCAAAUCUCCAUUUGGCAAAGAAAGAAGAAAAUCCUAUAGACACCCCAGCGGUCCCUAUAUAACUCUCACGUGUCCCAUUUGUUUGGAAUCUUGUAUAAAGCAACAGCCCACCUCAACGCGAUGUGGUCAUAUAUUUUGUGAGAAAUGUAUUAAACAUUUUAUACAUGUGGAUAGCAAAUGUCCCAUUUGUAAAAUGAAAAUUAACAAUUUGGAUCUAUUUCGUAUCUAUGUCUAAUGGUCAUGCAUAUAUUUUGUUUUUCGAAUUAAAAUCAGUUAUUCAUUUUAUGUAAAA